GGGCCCGAAGCGCAGAGAAGAGGCCCCCCCUCCAUUGAAAAUGGACAGCCCGCAAAGACUAACCAUCCCCAACGGACAGUCCAUGCAGCAUAGAUGGCCCGGACCAGCUCACCCUAACUUCCCGCCGAGGGGAGACUCAUUUUACUUUAUUCAUGACCAUAACAAGACACAUUCAGAGCUGGGUAACUCUGCAUCCAUCAAACCCAGAGCCGGGAGGAUCUGGAGAUGCAGAACUUAUACACGAUGAACAAAUAAUGAGUGAAAACAGCUGUAUCUCAAUCUAUGGGAUGUCUGAUGAUGAGGUAAAGUACUGCAACCUUGUCUUUGACCCAGUGUCAGAACUUUUAACAUUGGGAUCAUCUGCAGAUAGAGAAUUCGUCCAACAUUCCUGUCAGGUCAGCACUGCUUCUCUACAGAGCAGAAGACUUCCAACAAAUCGUCUGCCCAUACUCAUUAUUACCGCUAUCAUUCUGGCCUUUGUGUUGAUUUUUAGCCUGACAAUGGGGAUUCUGCUAAACAGAUAUAAAGAGUCUGUUGUUUUAUUGUCCAAUCAGAGUGUAGCUACAACGCCAGAAACCAAUGCAAAUCAUGAAUUUACAAAAACACCUUCUGUAUGUGGUGGCCUUCUCAGGGACUCAGAAGGAUUGUUGAGUUCUCCAAAUUACCCCUUCCAAUACCCACCAAACUGUCACUGUUCUUGGUUGCUAGAGGCAGGUGAAGGACAUCUUAUCCAGCUAAAGGUCAUGGUAUUAGACGUGGGACAUUAUGGAUUUUGCUUCUUUGAUUGGUUGGAGCUAAGAGAUGAAAACACAUCACGCAGAUUCUGCGGCUCCGAAGCUCCCACCACUUUUAUUUCCAGCUCCAAUUGGUUACAGGUUCACUUUGUGUCUAGGGACCACACUGGUGGCACGGGAUUCCUUGCUAAAUAUCAAAUGGUUGAGGUCACCCAGGGGAGCUGUUCCUGGGAUGAAUUCUUGUGUGAUGAAAGACGCUGCCUCUUGCUUACUUCCCUGUGUGAUGGAGUUUCAGAUUGUGCUGACCAGAAAGAUGAAGAGAACUGCAUCCAAAGGCAUUGGGAUUGUGGGGGAGCCUUAAACAGUCUGCAGGGAUCCCUCUUUUCACCCAAUCAUCCAGAUCUGUAUCCUGCAAAAACAGUGUGUCGAUGGAUUAUCUCUGUCCCCGAUGGACUUAUCAUUCAAAUUCAGUUCCAAAAUUUUAGCCUAGAAUCAGAAAAGGGAUGUACAUUUGACUAUGUGGAGGUCCAUGACAGUGCUGGAUUGGGAAUUGCCAGUUCAAUGGGAAGGUUCUGUGGGUCUGAGAUCCCACCUACCCUUACUUCUUCUGGGGCACAGAUGACCAUUGUGUUUGUAGCAGAUGAAGAAAUAUCAGAUGUAGGAUUCUAUGCUACGUAUAAAGCUUUCAAUGCCACAGAAAAUGAAUGUGGUUCCAUGGAGUUAAGGUGUAAUGAUGGAAAGUGUCUACCAUUACAAUGGGCCUGUGAUGGAUGGCUAGACUGUUCUGAUGGAAGAGAUGAACAGGGUUGUCUGGUGGUAACUGAUCCUGAACCAGUAGAGAACUCAUGCCAGCCACUUAAAGUUCCUCUGUGCCAGGGCCUGUCUUAUUCUCUCACUGUGUUUCCAAAUCUCUGGAUUUCGCUUCUUGAGCAACCAGCAGUCAGUGAGCAAGUAAAAGGAUAUGAGAUACUUCAAGAAUUGCCAUGUUUCCCUGCCUUGCGUCCAUUAUUGUGUGCCUUGCUGCUUCCCAGCUGUUCCCCUGAUGGUGGAGCCUUGCAACCAUGUCGCUCAGUCUGUCUAAAUGCAAUGAAUCUAUGUCUGACACAGAUAGAGCAACUUGGUCUGUCAUGGCCGUUCAACUGUGACCACUUACCAUCACAGGGUCAGCAGUCAGAGUGUGUGAUUCCCUAAAAACAUCCUAAUGGAUUAAGUUCAUUAAAAUCUCAGUAAAACGUGUUUUCACAAAUAUUUAAUAAUUGAUAUAAAUCUGCAUCAGAUCUACUGUUAGCUAAUACGGAAAAGCUGAUUCUGAGAUCUUGUGUAUUCCUGUGCAUCAUGGUCAGUUGCUAAAGAAUUAUAUUCAGGUGAAUUAGGUUUUACUUAUAUUAUAGUGUUAUUCCACUUUCAGCAAUAUUUUCCAGUUUAAAUCUAAUUUAAUAAAUUACUAAUUUUGCACACAAUUUAACUUUA
Hyla sarda is the source of this 2204-nucleotide messenger RNA. RefSeq names its product membrane frizzled-related protein (gene MFRP). Bases 153 to 1925 code for a protein of 590 amino acids. The transcript is spliced from 13 exons. Gene Ontology annotation, molecular function: protein binding. The record is from RefSeq and is a predicted model, not a curated record. NCBI's taxonomy places the organism in Eukaryota, Metazoa, Chordata, Amphibia, Anura, Hylidae.